GCUGCCCACACAGCCAGUUCAGUUUCAGGAAGCAUCAGAAGAGAAAAAGAUGAGACAGUCACUGAAGAUCAUCUUCGGCUUUAUCACAGCGGCCUGCGUGAGGGUUUUGCCUGCCACUGGGAAUCAACCGAAAACAUGUAGCAGUGGAUCUGUUCAUGUGACUGGCUUUGUUGGAUUGUCUGUCUGCAUCAAAUGCGCAUAUCCACCUCAGAUGAAAAAUGGUGUGAAGGAAUUCUGCAGAGUCAAUGGAGACGAGUGCUCCAACAUCAUUUCUGCCCCCAUAUUAAAUACCACAAGAAAAGACAGGUUUCUCCUGGAGGAUCACAAACAACAAGAGCACUACAGGGUGACCAUGUCAGAACUGAACGUGGAUGACAGUGGAAAGUAUCUGUGCCGUGUUUACGACGGUGAAACAUAUGGCUGUUUGACUGAAGUCACCUUGGCAGUGAAGAAGUUGGAUGAUGUUGAGCCGACUGUAGUCCCUGGUGUUCUUGGCAGAAGCGCUGCGAUCACUUGUCGCUAUCACGACAGUCACAGGGAUGAUGACAAGUGUCUGUGCAAGGGAGCGGAUCCCCGCACUUGUGAUGUCCAGAAAAUAGUUCCGGACCGUGAGUUCAAAAGGUCAAACUACUUCCGUGUGGUCAUCAAAAAUCUGACCGAGAAGGACAUCGAUACUUACUGCUGA
Messenger RNA from Synchiropus splendidus (mandarinfish), 685 nucleotides. Its product is annotated as polymeric immunoglobulin receptor-like. NCBI's taxonomy places the organism in Eukaryota, Metazoa, Chordata, Actinopteri, Syngnathiformes, Callionymidae. Gene Ontology annotation, cellular component: plasma membrane. The record is from RefSeq and is a predicted model, not a curated record. Bases 50 to 685 code for a protein of 211 amino acids. The transcript is spliced from 5 exons. Gene Ontology annotation, molecular function: transmembrane signaling receptor activity.